Messenger RNA from Schistosoma turkestanicum, 1849 nucleotides. Lineage: Eukaryota; Metazoa; Platyhelminthes; Trematoda; Strigeidida; Schistosomatidae. The record is from the annotation of a GenBank genome assembly.
UCUGAAACAUUUUCAGUUUUCUCUAGGUCAACCGUACCUUGCUGUUUUUCCGAUGAAUCUAUGAUCUUCAGGGAAUGGGGGUGAAAAAUGAAAUAAAAAGCAGUUCCUACCCUAGCUCUUCUACAUGUUUACAUUAUCCUCACCCGGGUACAAAAUGUUCAUAUAAAAAGCGGAAAGAAUUAAAAGAAAAUAUAGGACUUUGUGAGAGUAAGUUUGUUGCAUGGUUUGUAUGAAAACAGAGAUUAUGGCCAAUAUGAUCCUGAAAGAAAAAAACAUCCAAGAUAAGGAUUGUCUUAAGCAAAAUAAAAAAUCCGAGGAAACUUGUGAUGUCAAAUCAAUUCAGAACACAAAAUUUAGUAUACCUCCUUCAUCAUUACAACAAAGGUAUGUCUCGGAGAAGUUUAAUAAAACUACAACUCGUCAGGCGUAUUCUGAUAGAUGGUUGCCGAAGAGACCUCGAGAUGCCGUAACAAAAAGCACAGAAGAAAACAUAUCUGUUCUACUUUCCCGUAUUUUAACAGAUGAUGGCGGUCAGUCGAAAUGUGAAAACCACCCCACUGAUCCUCACGUAUUCAAUCAUGUUCCAAAGCAAUUAUUCAUUCAGGAAACAAAUUCAGUUAACAUUGCAUCUGAUGAAACUGAUGAACCAGUUCAACAGAAUGGCUCGGUUCAGACUGUCAUUAGGCCUAAUACUCCAACUUCAAAAGCUUCUUUGUCAAUUCAGUGUUCAGUGGAUAAACCAACUACAAAUUCUGUUGGGAUUCAUUGUGACAUGUUAAGCGUAAUUAAAAGUGAUGAUUUUUCAUUUGUUCUGGGUGAAAAUACUAAACUAAUUGCCCAGCAAAAAGCAUAUAUUGAAUAUUUGAAACAUGCUCUGUCAGCGGAACAAUAUAAAGUUCAAAGUCUAAAUAGUCAGUUGUGUAAAAAUCAACUCGAAUUUGACAAAGCUAAAUUAAACUGGUUGCAGAAAGAAAAUCAGUUCAAGGUGGAAAAAGAACGAUUUCAUAGAAAGAUCUCUGCUGCUGUCAUUGCUAAACAACAAGUAUCCAAAAAUCUUGAGAUUUUACGCGAAUACAUAAAAGUUUUAAAAGAUCACAUUUCAGUGCUCGAACAGUCUCGUUCUAACAUGAUGCUGAUUCCACGUUAUUCAGAUCAUUUUUCACCAAAACAAUGUGACAAUAUUCCUACAGAGAUAACUUAUUCUAAAGUAUAUUUAAAAAAUAUUGAUUCAAUCAGAUCAACACCAGGUCUAUCAGCUACUUUUCCUACCUUAAGCAGACUUCUUUCUCUCACUAGUGAAUAUCAAGAUGCUCAUAAAUGUGUAACACAAAAAGUACUUCAAUGUCCGACUAACCAAUUAUGUCAAACGGACCAGGAUGUUCACAACUACAAUCGUUGCAGUACGAAUCAACUAUCGAAUACAAACAAUCUAGAUAGUUCAUAUGAUGGUGGUUGUAUUGCGGUGAAUUCGACGCUUUCAAAUUCAGGCAACAUCCAGAAAGCAACAGUUAAUCAGCAAGAAAUUACAGAACCUGAUGGUAUAUGUUCCUCAUCUUCUAGUAUAAGUUCGAGUGUUUCCCCGAUUCAAGUGAUUGACGAAAUGGAAUUUCAAGACAACUUGGCUCUUCUGGAUCAGCGGAUUAACAAUGUUCGGGAGUUUCUCAAAUUGAACCCUGUGAUUUUCUAAAAUAUGUAUACAACUAAUUGUACGAAUAAAAAUGGUAAGACUAUAUAUAUCCGACUUCAUAUCCGUGUUAUUUGACUAAAAUGACUAAUUUAAUCUCGUGUGUUGCUUCGGGUGUGAGGGAGUAUGUUACUUCCAGGUUGCCCACACCGUGGAAGGUAGUUU